AUUAAAAAGAAACAGAUUGAGACUGAGUGAAUGAAAGAGAUGAGAGAGUGAAAAAGAGAGGGAGAAAAAGAGAGAGGUGGGGUAAGUGAUGUCCAUGAGACAGAGAUACUCAACGCAUUUCUGCAACAAAAUUUGAGCAGAGUAAACCGAGUCAGAGAAAACCAUUAAUGCUCCGAAAAAUCUCAGAAAAAAAUGUCAAUGGAAGCAGGCAGCAUGGAGAUUCCCCAAGACAAGAUUGUCAAAAAGGGGUCUUUUAAGAAGAAGAUUGAGAAGCUGAGGAGAUGGAGCACCUCAUCAGGUGGCAGCUUCAAAAGGCCACCAAAAACCAAGACCCUCAGCCUGAACUUGUCUAAUGAACCUGAUGAAGAGCCCUUCAGAGGCGAGACAGAGCGCAGGAAACUCAGACCCAUUGUGGCAUCUGUCUUUGGUCAGGACAGAGAUCUACGGCCAGAGGAAAUUGAAGAGCUUAAGGAAGCCUUCAGAGAGUUUGACAAAGAUAAGGAUGGCUUCAUUAGCUGUAAGGAUCUGGGCGAGUGUAUGAGGACGAUGGGAUACAUGCCCACAGAGAUGGAGCUGAUUGAACUAAGCCAGCAGAUCUGUGGUGGUAGAGUCGACUUUGAGGACUUUGUAGACCUGAUGGGGCCAAAGAUGUUGGCUGAAACAGCAGACAUGAUUGGGGUGAAAGAAUUGAGAGAUGCUUUUAGAGAGUUUGACUCUAAUGGCGAUGGUCAGAUCAGUCUGGCCGAACUGAGAGAAGCUAUGAAAAAGCUAAUGGGAGAGCAGCUUAACCACAGAGAGAUUGAUGAAAUCCUCAGGGAUGUUGACCUCAAUGGAGAUGGUCAGGUUGACUUUGAAGAAUUUGUGCGAAUGAUGUCUCGCUAACUUCCAGAACAUGCAAAAAUUAAGAGUGAGAAAUGAAAUGUGAUGCAGGUCCCAUAAAACAACCACCUUGUAAUUAAUAUAAGUGUAAUUUUUUAAACCAUAGUACUUCUCCAUUCAAAAACUAUUUUUAUUAUGCUUGCUUACACUGUAAAUUUAAAAAGUGAAAAGUUGGAUCAACUUAAAAUAUUGGUAACACUUUACAAUAAGGUUAAUUAGUUAACAUUAGUUAAUGUAUUAACUAACAUGAACAAACCAUGAGCAAUACAUUUGUUACAGUAUUUCUAAAUUGUUAAUGUUAGAAAUAAAGCUGUUCAUGUUAGUGCAUUAACUAAUGUUAACAAGUUUUUAAUAAAGUAUUAGCAAUUGCUGAAAUGAACAUUAACAAAGAUUAAUAAAUGCUGUAAGUGCAGUUCAUUUUUAGUUCAUGUUACCUAAUGUAGUUAACUAAUGAACCUUAUUGUAAAGUGUUACCAAAAUAUUACUUUAAUUUAAAAUUUCACUUUAGUUUCAUUUUAGGUUAAGCGUUACCAAUUAAAGUAAUAUUUUAGGUUCAUCCAACUUUUCACUUUUUACAGUGUAUGACAGAGAAAGAAACUGCUCCAUGUAUGUAUUAUUAAUUCAUAUUUUAUGUUAUGAAAUUUAAAUGAUGUUGUCCUACAAUAAGAUAAAGUCAAAUCAGACUGUAGAGCAAAACAAAUCGAUAUGGAUUGUCUAUAAAUUAAAAAAAAAUCCAUGUUUCUACAUCUGGUCAAAGUCGUAAGGGUAUACAGACCGUAGCCAACAGCACACAUUUUCUCUCAAAUCUUCACACUUUUUCAAUGGAAGCAGACAUAUAAGCAUUCCUCUUAAUGCGUAAAUGCAUAAUCAAUAGAAUAUUAUCUAUGUAUCGCCCAACUCCAGAAAAGUCUGAACACAAUAGCUUGAAGAUCUUAUGUAAGGACUUCUUGCCCUAAAACUCAUGUGUCCCAGUAGAGUAUGUACUCAAAUUUCGUAAACAAGGUUUUUGAUUUUCAAAAUAUGCCAAGUUCACUACUGCAAAGUAAAAAAAACUUUUGUUUAUUGUAAUUUCUGUAUUGAUAAAGUUUGUAAAUACUUAAUUAUUAAUAUUCAAUCAAAUAAAUGGUAUUAGCCUAUAUGGCUAUCAACUCUUAUUUCUGAAUAUUGUUUUCAUAUUUAUAAAAUACAGUGGUGCUAAAAAUCCUGUAGUGAUUUUGACACAGGCACCAAUUGGGUAGUAUGCCAUACACAGGAGACCAGAUAUGAGUUUAGCCUUGAGUGUGUGUGCAUCCAAUGACCCCUCCCUCAGCUCAGGAAUUCCACCUAAGCGGUAUAAAAAUUAUCUAAAUGGAUCAUUCAACAAAUAGAAAAAUAUGUAAAUUGGAGAGAGUUUGUCUUCUUAUUUAUCUUCGGGAUUUUGUGAA
Messenger RNA from Misgurnus anguillicaudatus (oriental weatherfish), 2303 nucleotides. RefSeq names its product calcium binding protein 2a (gene cabp2a). Gene Ontology annotation, molecular function: calcium ion binding; calcium channel regulator activity. Gene Ontology annotation, cellular component: cytoplasm. The record is from RefSeq and is a predicted model, not a curated record. NCBI's taxonomy places the organism in Eukaryota, Metazoa, Chordata, Actinopteri, Cypriniformes, Cobitidae.